AGAUGGCAUCUUAAUCAUGUUCUACUAACAUAUUUAUUUAAUUAAAAAAUCCAGCAGUAUUUUACAAAAUUAUAAAUGGCACACGUGUGGGGGCACAAAGCCAGAUAAGCUCGUUCCUCAUACUCUCACAACAAGCAUACCUUGUUCUUUGCUUUCUGAGUUUCUGUGUAUUCGAAACUCGUUUAAAUGCCGAGAAGUCUAGAGCCGUUGGAUCUAGGAAUCCAGAUACCGUACCAUUUCAGAUGUCCAAUCUCACUAGAGCUGAUGCGUGACCCGGUAACCGUCUGCACCGGUCAAACCUACGACCGAACAAGCAUCGAGUCAUGGGUCUCCACAGGAACCAACACGACAUGUCCUGUCACACGCGCUCCUCUGUCCGACUUCACUCUCAUCCCAAACCACACUCUCCGCCGUCUCAUCCAAGAAUGGUGCGUCGCCAACCGCUCCAACGGCGUCGAGCGCAUCCCUACUCCCAAACAGCCCGCUGAUCCAACCUCCGUCCGAUCUCUCCUCAGCCAAGCCUCCGCCGCGUGUGGAACUCACGUCUCCAUUCGCUCCCGCGCCGCCGCCCUCCGCCGUUUGCGUGCGUUCGCGCGCGAUUCCGAAAAGAACCGCGUUUUGAUCGCGGCGCACAACGCCAAAGAGAUUCUGAUCAGGAUUCUGUUCUCCGACGUGGCUCCAGAGCUGGUCUCCGAGUCCCUCGCUCUUCUAGCUAUGUUCCCGAUGACGGAGCCUGAUCAGUGCGAAUCUAUAAUCUCGGAUGCGGGUCGGGUCGGGUUCCUGACCCGGUUACUAUUCGAUUCCUCUAUCGAAACGCGCGUUAACGCGGCCGCGUUGAUAGAGAUGGUUGUGACGGGAUCGAAGACGGCUGAUAUCAAAGGAACGGUUUUAACCUCUGAGUGUAUAUUCGAAGGAGUUAUCGAUCUUCUACGUAAUCCUACGGUAACGUCGUCCCCACGGCGAGCUCUCAAGAUCGGAGUCAAAGCCCUGUUCGCGCUCUGCCUCGCCAAAAACACGCGCCGCAUCGCCGUAUCCUCCGGUGCACCGGAGAUUCUAAUCGACAGACUCGCGGCGGGAUUAGACAGGUGCGACACCGAGCGAGCUCUGGCUACGGUGGAGCUUCUCUGCCGGACGGCGGAGGGAUGCGCGGCGUUCGGCGAGCACGCUCUGACGGUGCCGCUUCUUGUGAAGACGAUUCUGAGGGUUUCGGAUCGUGCGACGGAGUACGCGGCGGGAGCGUUGUUGGCGCUUUGCACGGCGGAGGAAAGGUGGAGAGACGAGGCGGUGGCGGCGGGAGUGGUGGUGCAGUUGCUGCUGAUGGUGCAGAGUGAGUGUACGGAGAGGGCGAAGAGGAAGGCACAGAAGCUGCUGAAGCUUCUGAGAGACUCGUCGCUUGACUACUCCUUCGCUAACUCCGAUGAUUUCGCCUGCAGCGAAGUGGUCCCCUUUUGAUCUUUUUUUUAAUUAAUUCCACAGUAAUUAUUUUUUAGUCUUUUUUUUUUGAGCAAUUAGUAGAAAAGGAAAAAGAAAACACGUAAAGUGGUUAUUUUUUUAUGAAAAAAAUGUGAAUUAAAAAAUACAAAAAGGUUUGAUUUGAUGACCAUAAUUUAUAUACUGGUUUUUUUC
Messenger RNA from Brassica oleracea var. oleracea, 1626 nucleotides. Its product is annotated as U-box domain-containing protein 25. Bases 187 to 1452 code for a protein of 421 amino acids. Lineage: Eukaryota; Viridiplantae; Streptophyta; Magnoliopsida; Brassicales; Brassicaceae. Gene Ontology annotation, molecular function: ubiquitin protein ligase activity. The transcript has a single exon. The record is from RefSeq and is a predicted model, not a curated record. Gene Ontology annotation, biological process: protein ubiquitination.